Molecule: messenger RNA, 937 nt
Organism: Dicrocoelium dendriticum
Lineage: Eukaryota; Metazoa; Platyhelminthes; Trematoda; Plagiorchiida; Dicrocoeliidae
Source: the annotation of a GenBank genome assembly
GAUUUUCCGACUAUCCUUGUUUUUGUUGGCUUGUGAUGGAUUUCUUUUUGAAGCGCACACCCGCAUUUUCUCGUGCACUUGGUGACGAGGAUUCUGAGGACGAUUAUGAUGAGGCGGAUACAACUGAAGACGAAGUUCUUCACUUCGUGGACAAAACGUACACACCGAUAGAUUAUGUUGCUAUCGUAAAAGAACGGCCCACCACGAAAAUAGUGGUUUCCGUUGGCCCUCUCCAGACUGCUUUUGUGACAUGCGCUUUAGCGAUCUCGGAGCAGAAUUUCCUCUGUAAACUACCUUUCUCUGUCCCAAAUUAUGGCGGUGUAGACGUGUUCUUACAACGUUUUGCCCUAGUUUACUAUUUACCAGAAUCAUCUCACGGUACUUUUGUGAUAACUUUGCCUCAUCUGAAACAGGUUAUUCAUCAUUCGCAGAAGACUGUCGUUGACUUACUUCUGCGUCCAAUAUUAGAACCCGUUCAAGAUACUGGCGCCAUAGAGCUUAUCAUACUAUACGCGCAGCCGGUUCACAAAUUCCAGGCUCCUGAGAUUCCAAACGAAUCCCUUGUCCGCAUCCUUCCAGACGAGACCUUCCAUGAAGUGACCCAUGAGGUCCCCUUUACAACAUUAGAACAGCCAAAUAUCAUCGACGGUUUCGCCGCGGAGUUUAUGACCUACGCCCAUUUUCGAAAAAUUCGAAGCUACAUUGUGGUCUUGUAUUAUAUACUUCAGGAUAACCCAGCAUACGCGUGGGAAUCAAUCAAGGAGUUGUUUGAUAAACUCAAACCGAUUCGCACGCUUUCGGAAGUGUUCUCCUUAAUGUCAACGACUUGGGACUUAGGUGACAGUAAAGAUUUGAAGGAAUAUUGCAUCUCAUGUAUAUGCGGGGAAAGACCUACUCUGAUGGAUCAAAUGUACACAUAAUAAAUCUAGAGACUUGC